UAAAUUCCAACCCUCCACUCGCCCACCCAAAAAGGACGAUCGGAAUUCCCCUCUCUUUCUUUCCAAUCGAUCCAUCCACCACUCCAUAUCCCCGCAGUACACGAGAAGACAUGGCUGAAGAGUGCGCCGAGAGCUCCGUCGCCAUCGACGUCACGGCCGUGCAGCCGGGCAGCUGGUGGCAAGAUCCCCAUGGUAGCUCUAUAUCUCCUCCUCCUGCAUGGAUUAACGGUAGCAGCCACAACCCGUGGGGCCACCAUCACAACCAAAACCCUAGCUCCAACGAUUCUCCCUGCGAUGAAGCCGUCUCGAUCUCGUCCUCAGCAUAUACCAACACAUCGAUCCACUCAGGACUGACAGUCGAGUCCUCUGGCCGGCUUCUUGAGUCGACUUCCUCGCCGAACGAGUUGAUCGGGGAGCAUCUUUCUGACCAUCAUCUCUGGAACCACGUGCUGCUAAGUGUCGGAAGCGGCGGAGAUCUACAUAACAACCAGCACGACGUGCCCGAGAACCUCCUUGAUUCUCUUUCCUCCAAGACCUUGUCGAACCUUAAUAGCUUCGAACCACCGAGUGCAACCUCCUCGUGCAACAAUUUCUUGAAGAAGUUAGGCAACAUUUGGGACUUCCCAAACGCCAGUCUCAGCGGGUCAACCUUCAUGCAAGGCCAGAGGUUUAGCUCGAAUAAUAAGCUGUCCAACUCGGUCAGCGACUGGUCGAUUGCGCCUCCCGACCCAGAAGUCAACCUCCCCUUCGACUCGAGCCCCAUGUCAUUGGGCUCCUCUUCUACGUGUCAAGCUCUGUGCGGGUCGCCGAUCCCACGCACUCAAUAUGGCAGCGAACUCGAAGCAUCAGUUGGAACAGCACUGUUCAGGAGAUCGCCAAGCGUUUACAGUAGCAACAAUAUUCUUGGAGAAGGGUUUGGGCCGACGAACACGUCGAUGAUGGCAGAUAAUGGUAGAUACUACAGCGGGGUGACCGGUUCCUUGUGCAGAGGCUUCGAUGACGAUAAUACAUCACCGUCUUUUAGCAGCAGAAUAGGGAGGCGCUUCAAGACGUUGAAUUUAUCUGACUGUAAGAUCAAGCCUGUGUCAUCUCCCCCGGUGAAGGCCAGCAUGAGAGGACCGGGGAACACAAGUGAGGGCAAAAAGAAAAGAUCAGAAGACAGUUCGGAGGCCGUCGCCAAGAAACCCAAGCACGAGAGCUCAGCAGUUUCAUCUUCCAAGAUGCAGGUAACCAAAGUCAAGCUUGGGGACAGGAUUACAGCCCUUCAGCAAAUUGUGUCGCCGUUCGGAAAGACCGACACUGCAUCGGUUCUAAUGGAAGCGAUCGGGUACAUAAAGUUCCUCCAAGAGCAAGUGCGGCUACUAGUGAGCAACCCCUAUUUGAAGACGAAUCCCCACAAGGAUCCAUGGGGAGCGUUGGAUAGGAAAGAGAUGGGAGAUUUUAGGGUCGAUCUCAAAAGCAGAGGGCUUUGCUUAGUCCCGGUCUCGUGCACACCUCAAGUCUACCGUGAGAACACGGGGUCCGACUACUGGACGCCGCCAUAUCGAGGGGUUCUAUAUAGGUGAAAGAGUCUCGCAUGCAUAUAGAAUAACAGCUUUGAAUUAGUCGAUUCCUUAGAGGACAUAUGCAAUCAAUAAGCUCACUAUGUACUUUGUUAUCAAAUUGGACACAGGAGUGAUGGUAACUUUGAAACUCAAGCUCUGAGUAGUUAAUUGUGGCAACGUUGUAGUAGGUAUUGGCUUGUUUUCACCCUCUGACCUAACUCUCUUGUACAAUAAAAAGUUGGAGGCAGUAAACCAACUUCCAUAUUUUACAAAUAUAUUUCAUCUCUAGUCACCUUGAGUUGGAA
Messenger RNA from Eucalyptus grandis, 1849 nucleotides. Its product is annotated as transcription factor bHLH111. Gene Ontology annotation, molecular function: protein dimerization activity; DNA-binding transcription factor activity, RNA polymerase II-specific; RNA polymerase II cis-regulatory region sequence-specific DNA binding. Gene Ontology annotation, biological process: regulation of transcription by RNA polymerase II. The record is from RefSeq and is a predicted model, not a curated record. The transcript has 7 exons. Bases 111 to 1565 code for a protein of 484 amino acids. Gene Ontology annotation, cellular component: nucleus. NCBI's taxonomy places the organism in Eukaryota, Viridiplantae, Streptophyta, Magnoliopsida, Myrtales, Myrtaceae.